Messenger RNA from Mesorhabditis spiculigera, 711 nucleotides. The record is from the annotation of a GenBank genome assembly. NCBI's taxonomy places the organism in Eukaryota, Metazoa, Nematoda, Chromadorea, Rhabditida, Rhabditidae.
AUGUCGAUGGAACCGCGGUUCUAUACCGAACCGGAACCGCUAGGUCGUGGUGGGUUUGGUGAAGUGUGGCUACUCACCGACACACAGCGGAAAAUGGUGAUGAAGAAAGCGCUACGAACGGAUGAUUAUGCCGGUUAUUUGAGGGAACUACGGACAUUGAAGGAACUGGCACAUGAGAAUGUCGUCAGAUAUUAUGAGCCGCCCGAGAAUUAUCCGGGGAUCGACCAGAAAGAAUGGUUGAUAUUUAUGGAAUACUGCGAGCAUGGCUCCCUAAAAGAUGGUGAUUUGUGCAUCUACGAUUCGUGUCUCGUGACGACGGCAGCUGUGGUGACUACGGUGGCCGGGGGAACGGAUACGGUAGUGCCGGGAGGCAGUACACAGCCAGGUUUUACCGGAUCGACGAGUCCGGGGAGUUACAGUAAUCUCCCAUCUGGGGCACCAGUCACAGGCGGCAUUUGUAGCGAUCUAAGUUCACUGUGCGGCGUAUGGGCUCGGAACGGGUUCUGCACGUCGUCAUUCUACCCAGAAGCCGUUCGUCGACAACAAUGCGGUAUUACAUGCCAAUUCUGUGGAGUGCAGACUACCGUAGCCAUCUGUAAAGACAAGCACACAGCAGGUUGCCCUGUCUGGCAGAAGAACGGUUUCUGCCAAUCGAGUUUCUACAACGAGACAAUUCGAAGGGAAAUGUGCCUGAAAAGCUGCGGAUAUUGC